AUGGCCUGCUAUAUCAAUUCAAACAUCACCAUCGCUGACGGACUUCAACACUGGCAGUUUGAAGCUUCGCUCGCCAUGCAUGCUCUCUGCGGCGCAUCCUAUCUGCGUCCCGAUGUCUCCGGUUCCAUGUUUCCAUACCCGUACAUUAUUCUGUGGUUGGCAAUACACUGCCCGCUAAUCAUAAUAAGAGUUGUGAGAUGGGAGAAAGUCCAAGUGUUGGCGCUAGUCCUGGCCGGUGUGAGUGUGGCAUUCUGCAUACAGGCAUACUCCUCGACGGGACGCAGACCAGACGAGGUGCUCGUCUGGAUGCCAUUGACAUUGUUACUGGAUGUGGGUGCGACGUUGCAGGUGUUUUGGCUUAUUGUGGAAGACGCUGGCUUUCGCCCGCUGGUGUGUGCCUUAAGGCAGUGGGUGGUGAGGGCUGUCCCAGGCCGUGAUCAGAGCAAUGCUGGUGGGAGCGGAAGAUAUCAUCCUAGAACGCGUUCGCGGGAAUCAGUGGCAGAUGUUGUAUCACCACUUAACAUCCCGAUGGUCCCCAUACCGGCUGGACCGGAUUUAGAGGGCAGAGUCUCUCGGCAAGUUGAAGAUGAAUUAGAAGCCAGGCUUGUAGCAGAAGCAGGCAGCGGAUAUCAUGGUUCGCUCCAGGUUCCAAAGAGAGGCCCUGUGGGAAAGGCCUUCAUCGCUAUGCUUGCCGCCAUCCUUUGCAUCAUCCUGGUUGUUUUGCAGAUCCUUGGCCUGGUAUCCGCAGACAUGGCACGACAACACACAAAGGAUCUCACCGUGGAGUGGUGCUCGCCAAUGUUCCAGGUGUCUGCACUGGCUGUGCUGGAUGGCAACUGCCAGUUUCAUCCCAUCAAAUCCGCCAUGAACAAGAUACUCGGUUGCAUUGACCUGCCAGCCACUCAACAAAUCGACUGGCUUAACGCCACCGUCAUGAUACUGUCCGUCUCCCUAUGCUGCGAGGCCUUCGACACGGUACUACUCGCCUCGGUAAACUUCGGCUGCAGAUGGAGGGGAAUGAGGAUGCGGAGACCGUGGUUGUCGAUGAUUGGCGGUGUCCUAGUUUUGGUGGUGAUGGCCGUUGUGGGGCAGAUAAAUGCGUCCAGCCUGCCACAGGGAAUGGGUACGGUUUGGGUAUACAGAAGGGAGCCAAGUCUAGGUGCCAUGACAGUCUGCCAAGGAAGACUGGCAGACGCUGGGAUUAGAGGUUCAAUUCUGGGAUGGACUGAUGGGUUCCUGAAUAGCUGGGGCACGACAUAUUACGGAGGGUAA
Molecule: messenger RNA, 1272 nt
Organism: Coniosporium apollinis CBS 100218
Lineage: Eukaryota; Fungi; Ascomycota; Dothideomycetes
Exons: 2
Coding region: 1-1272 (423 amino acids)
Source: RefSeq, a predicted model, not a curated record